Molecule: messenger RNA, 3356 nt
Organism: Verruconis gallopava
Lineage: Eukaryota; Fungi; Ascomycota; Dothideomycetes; Venturiales; Sympoventuriaceae
Exons: 2
Coding region: 368-3208 (946 amino acids)
Biological process (GO): transmembrane transport
Molecular function (GO): transmembrane transporter activity
Source: RefSeq, a predicted model, not a curated record
GAAUUCCGAUCUGCACAUUUACGCUACAGCGGAACCGUGAGCAACGAAUGUCUGUGGCGAUGCUCGUUGCUGUGCAUUUUAGUUUCUCUCUUAUCCCUUUCUUGACCCCACCUUCCAUUCGCUCUUCUACUGUAUCUGGUGCAGAUCACGUAUCUGUAGACCUCGCGUUACGCUUCAUCGUCCUACUCCUCAUUCUGUUGCUGUGGGACCUACCUUUAGUCUUUCGUCAUAUUGCUUCGUGCUCUUGGUCACAAAGCAUAUCUCCAGCGAACGGCGGGUCGUCCGGAAGACUUGAGAUCUAGCAUUCACUAGCUUACUACUAUAGCCUUCUAGAUUUCUCUAGUCCGCGUCAGUAGGCGCCGCCAUAAUGGCUUCAAGCCAGGAUAAUAUCAACAGCCCGAACGAUGAAAACAGAUCUCCUUUUGAGCUGCCAAACGAGGCCACAUCUUCUGGUCAACGCUCACCAGCUACAAUGGUUGCUGAAGGGAAGAGGAAACGAGUUGGCUUCACCUCUGACACCAGCCCAGCAUCGCCUGUAACCGAGACAACACAACGUUAUGGAGGCGAUACUCCGGAGAGCCCUGCAGAGGGGUUCACAGACGCUGGUAUACUCCAGGGAGACAUACCGGAAACUGUGAUUGCACAUGACAUUCCAGACAUCACUGAAGACGCUAGGCGAGAUAUUUAUCAAGCUUUGGGCAAAGCACGAGAAUACACACCAAAACCACAGCCGAAGAAACCUGCACUUAGGAAGUCCUUCCAACCUCCCGAAUUCGAACUCAGAAGUCUUUCAGACUUGGGUCUAGACUCUGAGGAUGCAGCACGCCAUCUUUCCAGUAAAGAUGCACACGUUAGAGCCUCAAAGCUCGCUGCUAAAGUCGAGUCUUACCAUGCGUCAGCUGCCCCUUCACGUUCUGGCUCCGUUGACCUAGAUAUCACUGACAUGGAGACGAACGACGACUCAACUGAUCAUGAAGGACAUAUUAAACGAAGGGGAAGCGAAGACUCGGAUGAUGCAUUCCUUUACCAGAACCCACCUCAACGACUGAGAAGCGGUUCUUUGGCACAAGCUCAUGACGAAGCUUCACGACUAGUUCGGUCUUAUACUCAGCGUUAUUUGCCUUCGCACUACGAAAAUGAUGAAUCUCCCCUGCAAUCUGGCCAGAUCACUCCCAUCGUUGAACAGCGGGAGGCCGAGUAUUACAUACCAAAGCCAUCCAAAUAUCGGGGUGGCGUUCUGACAUCGCUUCUCAAAUUGGCGAACGGAGGUCAUCAAAGAGAUUCUUCAGUGUCUUCGAGUUCUUAUGGGCGACAUGACAAUGGCCCUUCACGCGGCUUUGAGGACUUCUCUCCCACAGGCACCACGCCUGUGCAUACACCUGGCCAAUCUCCUCCAGGUUCCGGGACCACGACGCCCACACAUGGAAAGCAUCGCAAGUUCAUACCGCAUUGGACCCAUAGCAGGCAUGGAAGUGAAUCGCCCAACACCCUUGGGGCUUUGCUGGGCUCAUCGCUCAAUGUUGCUUACCCGUCAAAGGAAGUUGGUGAACAAACAGUAAAACAAUACAAACAGCGACCAGGAAUUGGCAAGCGUACGCGAAGUAGCGAAGGAAUUCUCCAUGCAUGGAAGAAAAUCCAUUCCAAUCAGAGAGACCAUGAGAUCAAAAUCACAAAACAUAUCGCGCAAACCAUUGCCCGACAAAAAUAUAUCGUUAAGCUUUGUAGGGCAUUGAUGGAUUAUGGUGCACCGACGCAUCGUUUGGAGGAGUAUCUGAAGAUGAGUUCGAGAGUGUUGGAGAUCGAUGCUCAAUUUCUGUAUAUUCCAGGUUGCAUGCUCAUUUCCUUCGACGAUCCUACCACACACACCACGGAAGUGAAGCUUGUAAGAACUCCACAAGGAGUGAACUUGGGAAAGCUACGAGACACACAUCAAAUCUACAAGGAAGUUGUACACGACCAAAUCGACGUAAACGACGCCAUGACGCGAUUGGAACGCGUAAUGGCUCGACCGAACAAGUUCCCAGAUUGGUUUCGUAUCUUGGUGUACGGUUUUGCUGCAGCAUCAGUGGGGCCCUUUGCCUUUGAGGCACGACCCAUCGAUCUCCCUAUAGCGUUUGGACUUGGCUGCAUCCUUGGAACUCUGCAACUCAAAGUGGCACCCAGGUCUGACCUCUAUGCAAAUGUUUUCGAAAUCGUUGCCGCGGCCAUAACAUCUUUCCUCGCACGGGCUUUUGGGUCUAUAUCGAGACCUGACGGUAGUCGGUAUUUUUGCUUCUCUGCACUAGCACAGUCUUCGAUUGCUUUGAUUCUGCCUGGCUAUACUGUACUAUGCGCUUCGCUCGAGCUCCAAUCCCGAUCUAUAGUUGCCGGCUCUGUUAGGAUGGUGUACGCAAUCAUUUAUUCUCUCUUCCUCGGCUACAGCAUUACGAUUGGCACAGUCAUAUAUGGUUACCUUGAUCACAACGCUACCUCUGCAACCAAAUGCUCUGCUCACAUGAACGAAUCUUGGUACUUCUUCUUUGUUCCCAUCUUCACAUUAUGUCUCAUCAUCGUCAACCAAGCGAAAUGGAAGCAGGCCCCGGUCAUGCUUGUCAUAUCGAUGACUGGUUAUGUUGUUAACUUUUACUCUGCACGCCUUUUCCGUGGAAAUGCGCAGGUAACACAGACUCUUGGGGCUCUCACAAUUGGCGUUAUGGCCAACGUAUACGGGAGAAUAUCACCUACGUGCGAAAACUUCUUCGGUCGUUUAUGGAUGGAGAAGAUCUAUCCAGUUAUUGCCACAAAACAACAAAAGCUGAAGGACCAAACGAACGAUGCGUUGCGCAAGCUCUCAAGUGCUGAGACAGGUGAAAUGUCAUCUGCUGAGAGAGAAAAACUUUCAGAAAAAGGUCUUUGGCGCGAACGGAAGGGCUACGGAAUGGCUGCUGCGGCUAUGCUGCCGGCAAUUUUUGUGCAAGUGCCUUCUGGUCUAGCUGUGUCUGGCUCUCUUGUUUCGGGUGUUACGUCUGCGGACCAAAUCGUAGGCAACAUGACGGGUUCAACAACGGUCUCAAGUGGAAGUGACUCUGUCUCAGAUACAAACGGAGCUGCUUUUACCGUUAGUUUGAGCGUGAUUCAAAUUGCGAUUGGUAUUACGGUUGGAUUGUUUAUUAGCGCGGUGGUGGUAUAUCCAUUCGGAAAGAGGAGAAGCGGUCUAUUUAGCUUCUAAUCCGCUACCAGGUUGAGAUCGUAUGUAGAUCGGCAGGAUUUGCUUUGAGUUUUGUGGAGAAAGUAUUAGAUUAGAUACCCUAGACUUUUUAUCUACCAAAGAGAAAAUAGAAUAGCCACCUAAUAAAUGUACUUGAGUUUGAUUAGCA